AGAGCUCAAUUAUGCUAUUUUUUGGGUUUUGGGAUUACAUAAAAAGGAUGUCGUUGUUGGGAUCCUGUGUCACAAAAACUCUGAGUUUCACAUCAUGUUAUCUUUUGGGAACACAUUAUGUUCUCAUCGUUGUCAAACUUCAAAGUGUCAUCCUCUCAUCAAUUUCCAUUUUUUACUAAUCCUUCUAUUGAGCUUUUUCCCAGUGAUUCUGAUGCAGGUACAUCUCAUGAGGUCUACAAUGCCUCACCACAUGCUCCAACUAGUUUUGUAGAAGAUGAUCUGCCUACUGGUAAUGCAUUAGAUAAUUUUGAGCCUUUUUCUACUUCCUCAUCUGUAUCGCCUGUUGAUGUUACAUCUGAUAAUGUUGAGUCUGCAAAUGAGCUUGUUGUCCCAUCCUUGAGUCAUCCUACUCAGGUAAGAAACUCGCCCAGCGACCUUCAUGAUUAUCAUUGUUUUCCUGGUAUUACUUCUUUACAUGAGCCUCAAUCCUAUCAAGAGACCUCUUUUAACCCUCUUUGGCAACAAGCUAUGGAAGAUGAAUUGCAAGCUCUUGAGAACACUCGUACAUGGGAUUUAGUUGAUCUCCUUACUGAAAAGUCUUUGAUAGGCUAUAUAUGGGUGUACAAGAUCAAGUUACAAUCUGAUGGUUCUGUGGAACGUUAUAAGGCACGCUUGGCUCAACCAUCCUUCAAACAAGGUAUGUCGAUUGCGAUGUGCAUUAUAUGGGUUGAAGCAAUCCCCUUGAGCCUGGGUAUGAUUCUUUUACUUCUUUGUGUUGAUGACAUGAUUAUUACUGGAGAUGAUGUCGCAAGUGUUGAGGAGUUGAAACAAUCUCUUAGUCAAAAAUUUGAGAUGAAAGAUCUUGGUGGUCUAAGCUAUUUUCUAGGGCUUGAAGUCACCUCUUCAGAUGAUGGCUACUUGCUUUCUCAAGUAAAGUAUGCCUCUGAUCUUAUUUCUAAAGCUGAACUCGAUGACAGUAAAAGUUCUGGUUUAUCUUAUCAUGACACACCUGACAUAGCAUAUGCAGUUCACAUGGUUAGUCAGUUUAUGGCUGCUCCUCACUCCACUCAUUAUGCAGUGAUACUUCGCAUUAUUCACUAUGUUAAGGGAACAUUGUUUCAUGGAGUCCAUUUUUCUGCUAACUGCUCCCCUGUGCUUUGCGUUGAUUUUGAUGCUGAUUGGGUUGAUGAUCCUUCUGAUUGUAGAUCUACCACCAAUUACUGUCUUUUCCUUGUUGAAAAGCAUUACAUUAAAGGUGCAGAUCAGUCUUGUUUUGAGCUUAAUCAUUUUAGUCAUCCGCAUCCCCUGCUCCUCGUGGAAGAUAAGAGAGACCAAGUCAGGGAGGCUUAUUGCUCAGGAUGCAGGGAACUCAUACAGGAUUCAAGUUACAGAUGUGCCAAUUGCAAAUUUUUCCUUCACAAGACGUGUGCUGAGCUACCCAGGGAGUUGGAUCAUCCUUUUCAUCCCCAACAUCCUCUCGUUCUUUAUGAUAAGCCGCAAUACGACUCUGCUGGUGUUUUGUUUAAGUGCAAUUCCUGUCGAAAGCAAAAAGGUGAGGGAUUUGUUUAUCAUUGUUCUGCUUGUGAAUUUGACCUUGACAUACAAUGUGCUCUGUUACGAAAAUUGAUUACUGGAAAUUUCCCUAAGCUUCAACAUUUUAGCCAUCAGUAUUCACUUUUGUUCAUUGAAAAGCAUUACAUUGAAGAUGCCGAUCAGUCUUGCUUUGCAUGUGAAGAUCCGAUAUCAGACCGGGUGAACAUUUCACCCCUUCAAAUGAGGUACGCGACUAUCAGACCGCUUUUUAGUAGAGUUCACGAUGGUGGUGGAGCUCAAAACUCCGACCACCUCAUCCAAGCACUUAAGGUUUGGGGUCGAACCAUUAGGCCACAAAGCCCGGUUCGAUAUCAGCCACCGCAAACACUCUCUUACUCUUCUGCCCCGUCGACCCUCGAGCCACUCCAAACACCCUCUUGCUCUUCUAGCCAGUUAUCCACAUGAAAAGGAAUGUUCUUGCCAUUUAUGCAACAAACUCCCAAAUGGAUUUGUUUAUUAUUGUUCUCCUUGCGAGUUCAGCAUUCGGAUCAAAUAAACUCUCUCAUUUAUU
Messenger RNA from Rubroshorea leprosula, 2104 nucleotides. The record is from the annotation of a GenBank genome assembly. Lineage: Eukaryota; Viridiplantae; Streptophyta; Magnoliopsida; Malvales; Dipterocarpaceae.